Molecule: messenger RNA, 540 nt
Organism: Podospora pseudopauciseta
Lineage: Eukaryota; Fungi; Ascomycota; Sordariomycetes; Sordariales; Podosporaceae
Exons: 1
Coding region: 1-540 (179 amino acids)
Source: RefSeq, a predicted model, not a curated record
AUGACUUCGUGGGGUUCAAGGCUGUGGACUACGAGUCACUCGAGCCUAGUGGUCGUCUUGACAUCGAUAAAUUCAUUGGCGAUACCGACGAUGCCUCUAGAGCGGAAUGGAACAACACAAUGUCCAUUUCCUCUGUACCAACACAACAGCUUCAUGCUGUUAUCAAGCAACAAACUGUCGAUGCCCGAUUUCUUUCUUCGAAGAACAAACUGGGUGCGAGGCAUCGUACCGAGCAGGAGUCCCUUGCUCGAUUGCCUCCAGCUGAUCAGGCUACUGCACUCCGAGGCUCGCCUCAGGGAGGUUGUACUCGGCCGAUCAACAUGGGAGGCGGCUGAUGUCGAUGUAUCCGAAUCCACAGGUGAUGAUGACAUUGUCUGGGAGAUGGUUCCUCUGUCAAUCUCUGUGGACCUUGAGGACCCAUCCCUAGACCGUUCAAAGGCCUUGUUUUAUCGGACAUUGGACAUUUCUUCCAAUAUGACGAACCAGCCUUACCGACAGUUCAUUGAUGCGCAUGGUCCCGUGCGCUCUUUGAGUUGCUGA